Messenger RNA from Jaculus jaculus (lesser Egyptian jerboa), 273 nucleotides. RefSeq names its product COMM domain-containing protein 6-like. Lineage: Eukaryota; Metazoa; Chordata; Mammalia; Rodentia; Dipodidae. The record is from RefSeq and is a predicted model, not a curated record. The transcript is spliced from 2 exons. The coding region runs from base 1 to 273 and encodes 90 amino acids.
AUGGAAUGGGAAUCUAAAACCAGUGAGCUGGUACUGGAUGCUAAGUCCAAGGUCACUAGCCAAGAGCUUGUAGAUUCUCAGGGGAAGUUUGGUAUAGCCAUGAGCUCAGACAGUAUCAGCUCACUUAAGUAUCCUUAUGUGGCCAUGAUGCUCAGAGUGGCAGAUCAAUGUGGUCAAAUAAAGAACAAAUUCAUUGAAAUGGCAAUUCCACAAUUUCAGAAUUCCUACAGACAGUUCAAGGAAAUUGCUGCUGUAAUGGAAAGUGUGAAAUAA